AUGGCCGCGAACACUGAACAACUUGACAGGCGGGCCAAGGCGAUUGAAAGGGAGCUUUAUAAGCGCGCCGAUGGCGGUUCUUCGUGCGCCGAGUUAGCUGCGGUACUGCAAGAGUACCGCGCCGCCUGCGAGGCCCUCAUCUUCUCCAACUUCGAGUACGCAUCCGCCCGCGAACUCCAGACGACGCUGUGGAAUGCGCAUCUGAAGGUCAACACCAAAUUCAGGCAGGAACAUAAACUCCUCAAGCGCUCCAAGGACCAUGUUGUCGAGAUCCGAAAGUUCCAGAAGACGUAUCUCCAGUUCAUCAAAGCCAGCCAGCGCUUCUACCGCCAGUACAUACUGAACCUUGACACUCAAUUCGAUGGCAUUCCAGAACUGCGCAGAAUCGCCCAGAAAUGGAAGGAUGAUACCUCCAAGUCAUCAUCGCGUCAGCGCAUACCCGCGAAACUCAAGACACCGGUCCUCAUCUCUUGCCACCAAACGCUCAUCCAACUCGGCGAUCUCUCCCGCUACCGCGAAACCGAACUCGUUGAGAAGAACAAGGAGCGCAACUGGGGCCCGGCCAAAGGCUACUACGAUCUCGCCGCAGAGAUAUAUCCAGAUUCUGGGCAUGCGCCAAACCAACUCGCAGUAAUCGCGCGCGAGGACGGCGACCACUUCCGCUGUGUAUAUCACCUCUAUCGCUCGCUAGCAAGCAAGGAACCGUACCCGUCGGCGAAGGCAAAUCUGGCAACUGAGUUUAAGCGAGUCAUUACCGCAUGGGAUAAUGGGCAGCUCAUCAACAAUCACAAAUCAGCCGACGGUAAUACCGGACGGGCUUUAAUUGCUUGGUUCAUCAGACUGCAUAGCAAGCUCUACAAGGGCGAGGAGUUCGCUGCUCACGAUGAGCUAGAGGGCGAAGUGCUCAGCCAUUUGGCUAUCGAGCUUAAAGAGCGCCCAUUGGACUCCAUUCUGACCAAGAUCAUCCUCAUAAACAUGUCCGCGGAAUAUUUUGCGACGGUGCAGUUGCAGAGCGAGAAUCCACCCCCGAACAUCAUGCGCACAUAUUUCUAUUACCUUCGUCUGAAUGUCAAGACAUUCUUUAUCCUUUUGCAGGUUCUACAACCUGAACUGGAUCGCCUGUCUGAAGGCAAUGACGUGAAGCAUCAGAACGGCGAUCGCGCCGCCCACUUGUCCGACAAGAUCACAGCUGUAGCGCGCCGCAUCCUCCCAGGUCUUCGCCUAUAUAGCACCUGGUUUACGCGCUACUGGAAGGUACUCAACGCCAAUAUCGCGGAUACGUUGAAUACAGUAGAUGUCCAGGAGCUCUGGAAAGCCUAUGCUGCGACACUUUCGCUUUUGGCCUCGAGCUUCCCUGUCGAUCAGCUUCCACAAGAGAACUACAUGCUUGAGGAGGACACGGACACGAUUGGCUUCGAGCCGCUGAUCCACCCAGACACUAUGAAGCUCUGGUAUGACGGGGAUAUCAUGAAGCAGAAAUGGACUGAGUUAGAGCGCAACCACCCGAACGUCGAGAUGCUCAUGCGAGUCAAGGAUCUGCUCAUCGACGGUUUGCUCCUCACGCAGAAUGAUGAUGCUCCGCUGGACUUGGACUUGGCAGGCUCACGAUUCAUCUACCGAGAAGCAGGUCUACCAUCGGAGCUUUUGGCGAGUCCCACGAACCGACCUGACGGAUCUCCCGUUCUGCCGGUUCAGACAACCGAUCUGCCUUUAUUUGAGCAUACGCGUGUGCCUAUUCCAGAUGAUCAGAAGUCACACUCUGUUGCGGCAGCUUCGGAGUCUGCAUCCACUACGCUUGCUAAGGAUAACGCGAUGCGCAACAUGGUGGACGAUCUGGUAGGUGACGAGACUGGACUGGACCCUUUAGUUGAAGAAGACGAAAACAUUCCGCCUACACCACCAGAACAGACAUUCGACGACACGGCCGUUGUCAACGAUAACACAUUCGUGCCUGCGGCAUUGUCGAUCAAUGACUUGGUCAACUCAGUUAGGAACUACAAGCCCUUGUCUCCCGCUCCCAUACCCACGAUGCUCUCCACGCCCAUGGGAAGGUCCGGUUCUACUUCAUCUAUCCGCCAGCCACCGAACUUGCCCUCUGUUCCUGAUGGUCAGUGGAACUCGAAUUCUAUUUGGAAUCGUACGCCCGGUCCAGCAUCUCCCUCCAUGCUGAACACCAACGGUCUGGGUAAUGAUCUCCGAAGAUCUCCCAUGAAUAGCAUGAAACCCAGGUUGUCUGGCCAUGUACGAGGUGACUCGGCAAAUUCGCUUCUGAGCGUCGAGACUGGCACUCCUAUCGCUACUCGAGCUCCUAGCGGCAUUGGUAGUGGUGCUGCUUGGGGAACUCAGGUCGGCAGCCUCUCAAACUGGGGGUCGGCAUACGGCAGUGAUUUCAACAACCACCACCAAUACGCAUACGCAAAUAGUGCAAGUAUGGCGAGUCCGCUCCUCCGUAGCAGGCUGCUCAAUGCUGUCUUCUCAUCAGUGGUUAUUGUCAUCAGACAUGCCGUUCGCCAGACUACCCGUUCUGUGUACUACGAGACUGUCAUGCCCGAGCUGAGGAGCUCGUUGGAAGGCUUCCGAGAAUGUUCUCCGACUGAAUGA
Molecule: messenger RNA, 2601 nt
Organism: Alternaria burnsii
Lineage: Eukaryota; Fungi; Ascomycota; Dothideomycetes; Pleosporales; Pleosporaceae
Exons: 7
Coding region: 1-2601 (866 amino acids)
Biological process (GO): nuclear-transcribed mRNA catabolic process, nonsense-mediated decay
Cellular component (GO): telomerase holoenzyme complex
Molecular function (GO): protein binding; telomerase RNA binding; telomeric repeat DNA binding
Source: RefSeq, a predicted model, not a curated record